AGAUCGCCUUAGCUAAAUGUGUGCUAUGCCUUUUGUCAGAGUGAUUGAACUUUAUCAGCAGCGAAUUCAGUGGCUGUUGCAGGACAGCAGAAAGAUGUUUGGCCUUAUAAAAGGAACCAAAGUUGGACUUUUGGUUGAUGUGUCUCAUAUAAGCUAUGGACCUAGACUGCUGGAGUUUCAGAAGGAUCUUUUUUGCUUAAUAGAUGAACAACUAUGUUAUAAGAAGCAACUGUACUGCCUCUCAUUCAGUGCAGAAAUGUCACCUCUGUGGGAGAGUCCAAAAAACAUCAAUGUUCAUGUGCUACAUGAAGCAAGACAGUGGAUACAGCAGCUGGAGCCUGGUCGAGGCUGCAAUUUGCUGAAAGGCUUAAAACAUGUCCUUAUGAUGAAAGAACUCAAUUCUCUGGUUCUUAUUGUAGGAAGCUGCCCUGAUCAGUCCUUGGAAAUUCUGUCUGACUAUGCUCAGCAGUGUAUGCUGGGGAGAAAACUGCACAUCCAUGCUGUUACAUAUGAUUGCAGCAGUCCUGCUUCUCUUGCAGUUCUAAAGAACCUUGCAGAAGCUGUAAGAGGCCGUUAUCAUUGCUACUCUUCAAAGGGAGAGAAUUUUGAUAGCAGUGACUUUCAGCUGCUACUUCAGGAAUCUCAGAAGGCUAAGGACCUACUCAGGAGCAUAAAGCAGACUUUCCAAAGAAGAAUUGGUGACUCACUUAUUGGUAGAAUAGCAGAUGUUUCCACAGGAUUUGCAAGUACAGCACCUUCUGACUUCUUCCCAAAGCCUCCAAAGCAUGAAGGACCAUUAGUUAUUCAAACACCAUGUGCCCUGGCCAAAACCUCAAAAGAAUGGUUGAAGACAUAUGGAUUGAAAGCUAAAAAGUUAAACCUUUAUCAGGUUCUGGCUCCCAGUGCUUUCUCUCCUGUGGAAAAAUUUGUACCUAUUCUUAAAAAAACAGUAUCAUCAACUCUACACGAGAAAGCAAUGAUGCAGUUUGAAUGGUAUGAUGGAACUGUGAAAAAUAUCCAUGUUGACCUGCCAGUGUUGUAUAACUAUCAGAAACUCCUUGUUAAAAUGGUAAGAAUCUAUGAGAAACGAAUUGACUGGCUAUCUGUUGCUAGCAGAAGAAUAUGGGGAAGUGUUUGUGAAAGGAGGUAUCGUACUUCGGUAGUCCUUUCUUCGUGUAUGGUUCUAGUUUGCCAGCCUUUGCUCUUUGUGGUGGUUAUACUUCUUGAUAUAUCAGUGACAAACUCUAUGUACAUCAUCCAUAUCCAACAUUCUUUGCGACUUUUACUUGAGGAACAAAUGUCAAAUAAGGAUUGCUUCAAUAUUAUAGCAUUUGGGAGUGAUAUUGUGCCUUGGCAGCUGGAACUGGUUCCUUCCCAACCAGAAAACUUACAAAAGGCUUGGAGGUGGGUGUUAAGCCUGCAGUGCAAAGGGAGUAGAAAUCUCAUGAGUGCACUGAGGAGAGCUGUGGAAAUAGAUUUCAAAGACAAGGAUAAACACAAAUCACAAGGACUUUACCUGCUGACUACUGGAAUACCUGAUCACGAAACACACACAAUCAGUGCUUAUGUGGCUGAGGUUUGCAGAGGUUUUGAUUUACAGCUUCAUGUCUGUCUGUUCAGUGUAAUGGAGGAGGUUGACUCUAAUGGGAUCAUUCCAGCCCACUAUGCUAACCCAACUGAGACUGCAAGUGCUUUUAAAGAAAUAGUACAGGGAGCCAAUGGGAGAUUUCAUUGGUUUGGAGAAGCAGGUAUUUUCGAAAGUGAUGAUAUCACUAUUAUUGUGUCUGAAAUGGAAAAAGCAAACAAGUACUCCCAAAAGUGUGCAUUCCUAGUGGAAUCCUUAAAGCAACGUUCAGUAAAUCAGUCUGUUAAUCCAUUUAUACCAGAAGGAGACUCAAAUGUGCUUACAAAGGAAGAGAAAAGAAGGCCACAGAAGUUGCCAUCUCCUAAACCCACAGCCCUGAGUCUGGCUAGAAUGUAUAUUAAAGACAACCAUGGUGCAGAGAGAAAUGCUUCCAGAAGAGUACAGGCAUGGCGUCCUACUAAUGCCAAAGCAGAAAUUCCACCAGGUCCAGUAUACCAAAAGUAUCCAAAGGUAACGUGCGUAGGAAAGUCUGUUCCCUCUGUUACGUUGCCAAACAAAGAGGAAAUCUGUUCAAGCAAAGAGUGGCUGACCAAGUACAGUAUUAAAAAGCUUAAACUGGACUUGCCCCGGCUGCUGUUUGGUCCAGGCUGCACUCACCAACAGAAAACUGUGGCGUCGCUGCACAAGAAAGUGUCAGCAAAAUACUGCACUGUCUUCCCUAGUGUGGAAAUCAAUGGGGUUGUGAAACAUCUGCAGUUUCAACCUAAAGAACUGGAAAUCUACACUGAACAACUGGAGAAAGUGUUGCGGCGCUAUGUAGAAAGAAUACAGUGGCUUCUGUCAGGAAGCCGAAGAUUGUUUGGUACCAUUUUAGAAGCAAAUGUCUGUAUUUUGGUUGACACAUCUGGUUCCAUGGACCCAUAUUUGCCACAUGUCACGAAAGAACUUACCUCUCUUAUCUGGGAACAGCUGAGAAAAAAUAAAGUAAGGUUUAACCUGCUGAGAUUUGCAGAAAAUACAGAGAGUUGGAAGGAGUGUCUUGUAGAGGCCACUGAUGAAACAUGUCACGAUGCUGUGCAGUGGGUGUCCACAUUCCACGCUCAUGGCAAUACAUGCACCCUUAUGGCUUUACAGAAGGCUCUCAGUUUCCAAGGUAUAGAGGCACUGUAUGUAUUGACUGAUGGAAGACCAGACACCAGUUACAGUCUGAUUUUGACAGAAGUUGAAAGAUUGAGAAAAAACCAAGAUAUUAAAAUUCACACCAUUUCUUUUAACUGUGCAGACAGAGGAGCUAAUGAAUUUCUGAAGAAGCUUGCUUCCCAAACAGGAGGGCGCUAUCACUGCAGUUUUGGAGAUGUGGAUGGACAAUUAGCAGCACACAGAAUGCUGACAGAGGGGCUUGAUGAUGAAGAUGAUCCAGUUUUCCCUUACUUUGAAGGAGACGAUUUAAAGAAGCUUACUCAAGAAGUAGCAAAAGCUAGAGGUUUCUUAAAGCAGGCAAAAUCUUUGAGGAAUAAGGAUCUACAUCUUCUUUUCCCUUCUGGCAUGCACUUACAGCAUGACAUGGGUAAGUUGUUUUGCCUCUGUAGCUUACUUUUCUAGUUUAGCAAGGAAUGUGAAGAACAUUGUGUUACCAUAAAGUAUUUAAUGUUGCAUUUGAGCAAUGCAUACUUUGGGUAUUUAAAUUAAAUCUGUUGUUGCACUAAUA
Messenger RNA from Strigops habroptila (Kakapo), 3293 nucleotides. It is a transcript of the gene VWA3A, whose product is annotated as von Willebrand factor A domain containing 3A. The transcript is spliced from 27 exons. The record is from RefSeq and is a predicted model, not a curated record. Lineage: Eukaryota; Metazoa; Chordata; Aves; Psittaciformes; Psittacidae. Bases 17 to 3187 code for a protein of 1056 amino acids.